Labrus mixtus (cuckoo wrasse) is the source of this 3172-nucleotide messenger RNA. It is a transcript of the gene hcar1-3, whose product is annotated as hydroxycarboxylic acid receptor 1-3. The record is from RefSeq and is a predicted model, not a curated record. Gene Ontology annotation, cellular component: membrane. Gene Ontology annotation, biological process: G protein-coupled receptor signaling pathway. NCBI's taxonomy places the organism in Eukaryota, Metazoa, Chordata, Actinopteri, Labriformes, Labridae. Gene Ontology annotation, molecular function: G protein-coupled receptor activity. The coding region runs from base 299 to 1384 and encodes 361 amino acids. The transcript has 3 exons.
CCACACAGGAACAACCUCAGAGACGGAGGAAGACGACUUAAAUACGGACGCAUCAGAAAUCUCUCCGUUCCUUCCUGCAACAUUUCAGGUGUGAGUUCCUUUCAUUCGUCUGACAGAAAUAAGGAAGACGUUCACAAAAAGGGGAAGAAGGAAACUUUCAAAAUCUCAAAACACUUCCUGGUGAUUUUACUUCCCUUUAAUUAACCACUGAACACACAACAUUUUUUUUUAACAACAACAUAAAUCUUAACUUCUUUCGGAAACGUUUCCACCUCUGUGAUUGAUUUAAACUUCUAAAAUGCUGCCGGAGCAGAGUGAAAACAUGAAAAUGUCAAACUGGACGACCCCGGCCCCUGGGGGUGGUGGGGGUGGAGGUAGAGGCGGGGGCUGCCCACCUGUCGGUAUCCAACUGGAGGGUUUGAUUCUGCCCCCAAUCCUCACCAUCGACGUCAUACUGGGGAUGCUGGGAAACGUAGUCGCCCUGUGGAUCUUCUGCUUCAAACUAAAGUCGUGGAACCCAAACACCCUGUUCCUCUUUAACCUGGUCAUCGCAGACUUCCUGGCUCUGCUGAGUCUGCCGCUGAGGAUCGACGCCUUGCUAAGGCGCCACUGGGUGUUCGGGGACGGCAUGUGCCGGAUCAACCUCUUUCUGAUGUUUUCAAACCGCUCGGCCAGCAUCGCGCUCAUGACUGUGGUGGCGAUUUACCGCUACUUUAAGGUGGUCCAUCCUCACCACCGCUUCAACCGCAUGACCAAGCGUCAGGCUGGGUUCGUGUCCCUGUUUGUGUGGCUGCUGGUCAUCAGUCCUCGGGUUCCCAUGCUGGCUUACAACCACAUCAAGUUCACCGGCAACACCACGCAGUGCUUCUUCUUCACCUCAUACAGAGAGACUUCACGGGCCAUCACCAUCCUGGUCGCCAUGCACCGGAUCCUGACGGUGCUGGAGUUCAUCGUCCCGCUUGCCAUGCUGAUCUUCUGCUCUGUCAGUAUCUCCAGAUUUCUUCGUGCGCGACAGAUUGGAAAACCGGACAAGGUGCGGAAGGCGAUGAGAGUGUGCACCGUCAUCGUGGCGGUGUUCGUGGUGUGUUUCUUACCCACCACAGUGACCACCAUCGGGAUGUGGGUCAUUCGCUCGUCCCGCCCGUGGGAUUGCGCCUCCUUCUACACCUUCACCCAGCUCAACAUCGUGUCCCUGGGGCUCAACUUCCUCAACUCCGCCCUGGACCCCAUCGUCUACGUCUUCUCCAGCUCCAUGUUCAGGAAGGCCCUCAUCAGCUCGCUGCCCCGCGCACUGCGCUGCACAGCCAACGACGGAGAAGGGAAGAUCACUACUUCCUCAACAGAAAGUCAGGUGACCACGCAGCAGGAACUGAAAUCCAUGUGAUCCGACCGAGGGAGCGAAGCCUCGUAAAAAACUGUUCAUGAAAGAUGUUCCUGUUGAACUUUUGUUGUAUUUUCAUCGAGUUUAGAGUUUUUGUUUAAACUGUUUAAGAAAGAGUACUUCAGCUUCCCUUCAGAUGAAAGAAUCUAAAGAUAUAGACAUAUCGGUUACUUGGAAUCCUCAUUUUACUGUUUGCACAGCCGUCCCGUCCAUGUAAACACGGCUCUGACAACAACACAGCCAGCGGGACUCAAGCUUCUCCCGCAUUGUAGACAAUCAUGACUCAGAGACACAUUUACACAGGAUACACUGGAUUUAUGAUUUAUUUAUCUGUAACACGUCAAACAUUCUUCCUUUAAUCAUAAAAAACUGAAGGCAAACUCUUCUCAUUCCUCCCGUACUCAGCUGUCUUAACAAAUAGCCGUCGUCCACUCUGAUCCUGUAUUUGAUCAUGUCUAUAAACCCCUCUAUUUCAGCCCUGCUCAGAACAGGCUGUUUCUGUGUCUGUACCUUUAAAUAUGUAAAUGAGCUGUGUCUGACCACGUCCCCUCUCUGAAAGGGCUUGGGUGUACUCGGUCUUUCUCGCUCCAUGUCCUAUUGUUUACGGUGAGAAGGCAGACUCAGAGGGCAGAACAAACACCUAGCUGUGGGAGUGUCACCCACCUGGGGGAGGGGCUACUGCCCUUUGUGAUGUCAUGAAGGGAAAAUCUCCAAACGGCCUGUUUGAGCACACAUUUUCUGAAAAGUGGAGCAGGCAGAAGACGGAGAGGAUGGACUUUUCUCAUCAUUGGGGGGUUUGUAGACAGACUAGAGACACAUGUUAGUGUUAGAGGAACAUGGGGAAGUGGACGGCUUGCCUCCCCCCACCCCCUUGCUCUCUAUCCCUCUUCCUGCAUCUUAUCCCAUCUCUCCCCCUAUCCCUUUCCAAGCCCGGCGCAGUCUAGGCCUGUGAAGGCUGUUUCAUCAUGAGCCGGGGAUCCGGCCGAAGAUUUCUGCCUUUUAAUAACACAGUUUUUUCUUACCACUGUAACUUUUGCUGCUUUGCUAAAGUGCUCAUGAUGGAUAGACCAGAUCUUUGUAACAUAACAAUGAGUAAGGUCUUUUACCUGCUUUUUGUAACAUAACAAUGAGUAAGGUCUUUUACCUGCUUUAUAUAACAUAACAAAGAGUAAGGUCUUUUACCUGCUUUUUGUAACAUAACAAUAAGUAAGGUCUUUUACCUGCUUUUUGUAACAUAACAAUGAGUAAGGUCUUUUACCUGCUUUUUGUAACAUAACAAUAAGUAAGGUCUUUUACCUGCUUUAUGUAACAUAACAAUGAGUAAGGUCUUUUACCUGCUUUAUGUAACAUAACAAUGAGUAAGGUCUUUUACCUGCUUUUUGUAACAUAACAAUGAGUAAGGUCUUUUACCUGCUUUUUGUAACAUAACAAAGAGUAAGGUAUUUUACCUGCUUUUUGUAAAGUGUCUCGAGAUAACACUUGUUAUGAGUUGACGCUAUACAAAUAAAAAUUGAUUGAUUGAUUGAUUUUACUUAAUAUGUGGAGUUAAUUUUAAAAAGUACAUAUACAGUAUAUACAUACAUAAACUGAUGGAAAGGUGUCAGCUGAAACGUGAUCUUUGUAUUUGUUUGUUAGUUUUUGUAUCACCUGAUGCUUAAACAGGAGCAUGAAGUACAUUUUUAAUUCUCUGUCACAGCUGUUCCACAAGUUAACCCUCUGAAGGAUUCACAUCUCUACUUUAUUUUUGUUCUUGUCAUUGGUUAUAUUAAAUAAAGUGUUUGAAGAAGUUCA